AAAUGUACAACCAAUAUAGGUUUAAGCAGACCACUGGACAGAUUCCAUCCCAAACAGAUAAAGUAAAAAGCAACAAAGAGCCAAGUGUAAAAAAUUACUUGUUCAACGACAUCUAUGACUUUAAUCAUUCAAAUAAAAGAGUUGCCAUCUUGAUCAUCAAUUCCUCAUUUUCUGAGUAUUCAAAGCGUCCAUUUGCUAGUGAAGAUUAUACAAAGAUGAAAACAAUGUUUGAAUUGAUGGACUUUGAUGUAAAAGUAUUAGUAAAUAAAAAAAGCAGUGAUCUCAGAAAAGAAUUACAAACAAUCAGUCGUCAAAUGGAAGAGAGUUGUGAUUGCUUGGCAUGUGUCAUCAGUUCUCAUGGGGCAGAAAUACCCAUGGAAUCAAGUAACGAUACCUCAGCACAACCAAGACACCAUGUACUCUUUACAGCAGACGGUAUUGUUCCUACUGAUAGAAUUCUUCAGGAGUUUAACGACGAUAACUGUCCAAAUCUACAAGGAAAACCUAGAAUGUUUUUCAUUCAGGCUUGUAGAAGUAUAUUCAAUCCUGACAACGAUCCUGAAAGUGAAAUUGAUAAAGGGUAUACAAUUGACUUAUUACAAGAACUAGCUGAUAAUGAUAUAGUUCCUGAUAAAAUGAACGAAAAGGUGACUAAUGCACAGAUUGACGCUGUAGAUUUCUGUGAUAUCCCAUGCUACGAGGAUUACCUAGUCAUGUUUUCAAGUUCUUCUGGGAAACUUGGUUGGUCUGAUAAGAGAGGAGGAUGGCUUAUGUACUGUUUGUUUACUGUUUUUGAGAAGUUAUUGGAUACCGACUUCGACGAUUUUCUCCAGAUUUUAUCAGCAGUCUGUGGGAAGAUGGCUAGAGAUUUAGAAACAUCGCAUCCCAAGAAAGUGUAUAAUAGAACCAAAUCUGCAGCCGUCAUAUAUCAUAUGUUAACCAAAGAUUUAUAUCUGCGACCAAAAUCUAUAAAGGAAACUGAAACUUGAACUGUUUUUUUGGUGUAAACAGAAAUAAAGUCUUACAUGUGCAGACAUUUUCUAUGUUGGCAAUGUUUUCAUUUUUUGUCAGUUUACGAUUUGUUCCGAACCUCAUAAAGCUAAAAGAUGUAUUUUACCCAACACUGACAUUGUGUUAAUCUUAAGAACUUAACUUUCGUUACAUGAGAUUCUCAAAAUAAUAGAAUUAUCUUUUACCUUCACCAUCGAAAUAUAGAAAAAAGAGCCUCAUCAAAUAUACCAGGCUUAUAAUUUUGUACGCCAGACGCGCGUUUCGUCUACAAAAGACUCAAGCAAAAAAGUUAAAAGGCUAAUAAAGUACAAAGUUGAAGGGCAUUGUUGAUUAAAAAGCUAAAGUAUUAAUCUAUACCUGGGGUAGAAAAUCCUUAGAAUUUCGAACAAUUCAAAGUUUUGUUAACAGCUAAUAUAUAUAUAUAUAUAUAUAUCCUUUCGUAUGAUAAUGUAUGUAAACAUUUUGGUGUAAUAAAAGUUGUACAAAAUUGCACCAACACAACAAUCGGAUUUAACCUUGGCGCUAAUACUGUAUGUGAAAUAAGUUGAAACGGCACCGCGACUAAGAAACGGAUAGAAGAGCGAAAUAACUGAUACUUAAGCACAUGUGACCUGGUAAUGCGAUUGUAAAGUUUUUUUUCAGUUUAAUAAAAAUUGUUUAUGGAUUUUUUCUUGUAAACGAGGAUAUGACUAAGAAAAGGUCUAGAAUAGCAAAACAACUGAUACUUCAGUACCUGACCUAUCUCACAUAGAUAUAAUGCAUUGUAAUGUUGUUUUUUCAAUUUAAUACAAAAUAUUAUUGUU
Molecule: messenger RNA, 1814 nt
Organism: Mytilus californianus (California mussel)
Lineage: Eukaryota; Metazoa; Mollusca; Bivalvia; Mytilida; Mytilidae
Product: caspase-1-like
Exons: 4
Coding region: 3-989 (328 amino acids)
Biological process (GO): proteolysis
Molecular function (GO): cysteine-type endopeptidase activity
Source: RefSeq, a predicted model, not a curated record